AGAGUUCUGCCAACAGAAGUCCAAAACGCUGGAGCGUCACGUGAAUCAUGGAGCCCUCGAUUAUUCCAGGAAGUAAUGUUUUCUCUGUGAAUACUUUAUUUCUUUCAUUUUUUUAUUCAUUAAAUGACUUUCGACUUUAAAUUGGUAAGACGUUCCUGCUGUAAAAAAAAAAAAGUUCCAACAUAGAUGACGGAACUCUCUCUCUUUCCAUGACUAUAGGACACACUUGGCAAGUCAUAAAAAUGUGCACAUUUUCUCCAUCACUAAAAUGUGCAACACUUUACUUGUUACUAUCGACUUAAUUCAUAUAUUGGAAAGUUUUCCAUGACACAAUUUUGUGCCACAUUAGUUUUUGAACAUGAUGCAUGAUGGUAUUUCACCCAGAAAGGGCCUAAGUGUAACUUUUUUUAACACAUUUUAGUGUGACAUUCUUGAUUUUAAGUUUUUGAACGCAGGUUGAACUUAUACUGUACAUGUAAGAGGCCAAUACAUAUCUCAUUUUCAGUUUCAAUUAUUGCAAAAUGAUAAAUGAAGCGUUUGAUACAUUUUUCUGUUAGUUAAAUAUCACAUUCAUGUACAAUUUCUCAACUUGAAAUAAGUGUAUAUUGUCUAAAAACAACUACAAUGGUCUUUUUUGAGAACCUGACACUCUCACAUUGAAAUGCUGACGGACCCUUGCUUGCUGUUGAAUCAUCAGUGAUGAUGUCAAUAGAUUGUAUUGUUUUCUAAUAAAACUAGGAGAGAUUUAGCGCAUUUAGUGCACUGAACUUUGACAUUAUAAAAUCCUGAGGCAGAAUGUCUCACUUCUUAUCACGUCCACGCACUCACAAACUGCACGAGUGAGUAGUUAUUUGAUUUUCGACAGACCCAUUGCCUGAAAGAGACGCUUACUGCAAAACCUAAAACGCGCGAGGUCACUUUUUGGCCACAUCGAGGAGCCGUAGAAGCCGUGCCUAGUAACGCGCGUUGUCAUGAAGACACUGGCAAGAAAAUGUGCAUGUCUCUGAUAUGUUUACCUUACUGCAUGCACACAAAUAUAUCAGUAAACGCGAUCAACGACUUAUUUUCUAACAUGCAUUUGAAGUUUUAAGAUCGAGGUCACAUUUCUUUAAGUGUGUCGACAUGAACCUUCAUUUUAUCGGGGUGGAGUUUAACUUUUUUGGCUUUGUUGGGAUUCAUCUGAAUCAUCGGGAUGUCUAACGUUACCGGGUUAACGAUUGCAGAAUAAGGUAAUCGUUGAAAAAUAUAUUCAAGAUACGAUUUUUGUUGGUUUUUAUGACAAUAAAGAAACCCGAAAACGUUUUAAAUAAAUCCAAAUAAACGCACAACACAUUAUUGUUUGCCCAAUCUCAUACGUGUGCAAUGUAUACCAUACUUACAAAUAAAUAAACAUUUAACUGUUAUAUUUUCCUCAAGAAUCGAGUCUUGGGGUGGUGGUCUGAGGUUCCACCCAUAAAACAUUUAAAUCCAGGCCAAGUGAAUUUAAACAUCACAUUGCCUGUGUCUUUUGCUAAAAAAGUUUGUGCAGUUUUGUAAACAAAAUUCAAGUUAAAUGAUGUCAUAUUAUAAGAAAUAUUUAAGGUGAACCUUUUUGUGAGAAAUACACAAGUGUUUUCUGUAUCAAUGGCCAUUCUGAAAGUCUGGGAGUGCUCUAUCAGGUUUUUGUCCCAUUGCCAUCCGCCGUCCACGGUUGCCAUGGGUACAGCAUCCUCUCUGGUAAGCCCAGGUGAGGUGAUUGAGGAUGCGUACGGCGGGGAGCGUGGAGAAGCCUGUGAGAUACCAGUGGAGGUCAAACCAAAGGCCCGACUGUUGCGGAGUUCGUUUCGACGUGGUCCUCGUGUCAUCGGUGCCAGCUUCAAAUCCACGGGAUCGGUGGAAUUGGAGUAUGCCGCCGAGUAUGAGCGUCUCAGGAAAGACUACGAGAUCUUCAGGGUCAGCAAGAACAAUGAGAUCACCUCAAUGCAGAAGAAAGAGGCCAAGCUGGAUGAGGAGAACAAGAGAUUGCGUGCUGAGCUGCAGGCUCUUCAGAAGACGUACCAGAAAAUUCUCAGAGAAAAGGAAAGUGCCCUGGAGGCAAAGUAUCAAGCUAUGGAGAGGGCUGCCACCUUUGAGCAUGACAGAGACAAAGUUAAACGACAGUUUAAGAUAUUCCGGGAGACGAAGGAAAAGGAAAUUCAGGACUUGCUUCGGGCUAAACGAGAUCUUGAGUCGAAACUUCAACAGCUGCAGGCUCAGGGCAUCCAGAUUUACGAACUGGAAGAUUCAGAUUCAGAUGACAAUCGGACCACCGUCACCACUGCAGGCACUCAGUGUGAGUUCUGGAGUGGUGGUGUGUUGGGCAGUGAGCCGUCGAUGGGCAGCAUGAUGCAGUUACAGCAGACACAUCGGGGUCCAGAGUUCGCUCACAGUCUCAUUGACGUGGAGGGACCGUUUGCAAACGUCAACAGAGAUGAUUGGGAUGCUGCUGUGGCCAGUCUUCUGCAGGUGUCUCCUCAUGUGUCUCAGUCUCUGUGGAGUAACACAGUCCGCUGCUACCUCAUAUACACACAGGAGACCAAAGCCGAGUUACAGGCCUUUAUAGAGACUCACUCUUUUAAGCUUCAGAGGUUUUGUGAGGGUUUAGGGCACUUUUAUCUGAAUGUGUCCUUUCCUGAGGAGAGCGCCAUUCUGUACGCAGCUGAACGCAGGCAGGAGAUCGAGAGGAGCUCUGUGUGUGUUCUGCUUCUCAGAUCUUCAGUUUCUAAUUGUGUUAUAGAGGAUGUGGAGGAAGCCUUUGUGAAAACUCCAGACUCUCGUCCUCUUGUGCUGUAUUUGCGGACUGGAGACAGAAAAGGUGAAAAGGAAGAGGUAUCCAACCUCAGUCAAGCCACCAGAGAACUGCUGGAAAGAGUGAACAAGGCUGACAAAAGUGCCAAACUUAAGGUGGUGGAUCAUGCAGGUUCUGCAGAGGAUGGAGCUGCUCUCAUCUUCUCUCAGUUAGAACAAAUCAUCAAACAGGAGUUGUUGGGGAUGGAGUUUGAGGAGACCGGGGAGGUCGAGGAGAGGGAAGAGGAAGACUCUGGUGAUGUACUGUGGGACCUUCAUGAUGAACAGGAGCAGAUCGAGGCGUUUCAGCAGGCCUGCAGUGCCGCGGCCAGAUACAGCUUCCAAAAAUAUGUUGAUCGACUCAAUGACAUGGUCGCCGCCCCACCGCCCACUCCACCGCUGCUGGUGUCCGGCGCUCCUGGAUCCGGCAAAUCUCUUUUGCUCGCUAAAUGGAUAGAGUUACAGCAGAAACACUCUCCCAACACCCUAACUCUCUUUCACUUCACUGGACGUCCUCUCUCCACCGGGGCAGAUCCAGUGCUCAUUAUUAAACGCCUCACAGUGAAGCUUCUCCAGCACUUCUGGUCUAUCUCUGGUCUCUCGAUGGACCCUUCCAAGAUCCUCGAGGAAUUCCCACGCUGGCUAGAACGUCUGUCUGCGCGUCACCAUGGCAACAUCGUAAUCAUCAUUGACUCGAUUGACCAAAUCCAGAAUGCCGAGCGUCAUAUGAAGUGGCUGAUUGAUCCACUUCCUGCUAACGUGAGGGUGCUGGUGUCAGUUAAUGUGGAGACCUGCCCACAAGCAUGGAGAUUGUGGCCAACGCUUCAUCUUGACCCACUUAAUCCCAGGGAGGUGAAGAGCGUCAUCAGCACAGAAUGUGUAAAUGCAGACAUCAUACUCACUAAAGACCAGGAAAAGAAGUUGGAGAGACACUGUCGGGCAGCUGCAACCUGCAACGCUCUCUACAUCUCACUGUUGGCCAGACUCAUUACACACUCCAGAUCCUGGACGUUGGAAAGGACUCUACAGCAGUGUGUGUCUUGUCAGGAUACGGUGUCGCUGUAUAGACUGGGCCUGAAGGUGGUACUAGACUCAUUGAACACAGAUCUGGAGAAACAUGUCUUGAGAGAGUUGCUGUGUUUGUUGUGCGCUAGUCACAACGGUGUGAGCGAAUCUGAGGCUUUGGAGCUAUUCACAGACCUGUGUUUUCCUGCGCUCACCUCAAUGCUUUGCAGCCUGCAGAGUUUGCUCAUAAUCACUUAUGCCUGCGGCCUCAUCCGCUUUCAGCAUCCACAGGCCUGUGAAGCGGUCAACCAGGAGUUUCUAAAUGAGGGCCGACAAUGUGGAACUUAUAGACAGACACUAAUUCAAUUCUUCAGCCGUCAGCUGGAACAAGACAGAGUCACAUGGCGUGUUGCGGAUGAGUUACCGUGGUUACUGGAGCAACAGGAAGACAAGGUUAAACUCCAGAUGAUUCUGCUUAACCUCUUUGUGUCUCAGAACCUCUACAAAAGGGGUCAUUUCUCAGAGCUUCUGGCAUACUGGCAGUAUGUGGGAAAGGACAAGAGUUCCAUGGCCACAGAGUAUUUUGACUCUUUAAAGGAGUUUGAGAAGACUUGUGACAGCGAGCAGAGCAUGUGUCAACUGGCCAACCUCUACGAAACACUGGGCCGCUUCCUGAAAGAUCUGGGAUUACUCAGCCAGGCGGUGGCCCCCUUGCAGCGUUCCUUAGAGAUUUGCGAGACGGCUCUAGACCCGGACCACCCGAGCGUGGCUCAGUCACUGCACCAACUGGCGGGUGUCUACGUUCAGUGGAGGAAAUUUGGAAACGCAGAGCAGUUGUACAAACAAGCGUUGGAGAUCUGUGAGAACGCCUAUGGACCCGAACACAGCACUGUGGCUAGAGAACUAGACUCACUUUCACUCCUCUACCAGAAACAAAACAAGUAUGAGCAGGCUGAGAGGUUAAGAAAGAGAUCAGUCAAAAUCAGACAGAAAACGGCACGCCAGAAGGGCCACAUGUAUGGUUUUGCUCUUUUGAAACGGCGAGCACUGCAGUUAGAGGAACUGACGCUUGGUAAAGACUCUGCAGAUUGUGCCAAGACUCUAAAUGAGCUCGGAGUUCUUUAUUACCUGCAAAACAACCUCGAUGCCGCAAAAGUGUUCAUGACGCGGUCGCUGGAAAUGCGUCAACGCGUACUGGGAGCUGAUCACCCCGACUGUGCCCAGUCUUUGAACAACCUGGCCUCGCUGCACAGCGAGCGAAAAGAGUACGAGACUGCAGAGGAACUGUAUGAAAUAGCCCUCGACAUCCGCAAAAGAGCCCUGGCGCCUGACCAUCCCUCUCUCGCCUAUACCCUCAAACACUUGGCCAUGCUUUACAAGCGCAGGGGGAAGCUGGAAAAAGCAGUUCCACUAUAUGAGUUAGCUCUUGACAUCAGAGAAAAGAGCUUUGGGCCCAAGCACCCCAGUGUGGCCACAGCUUUGGUUAACCUAGCUGUGCUUUACUGCCAAUUGAAGCAACACAGUGAUGCUCUGCCUCUGUAUGAGCGGGCGCUCAAGGUGUACGAGGACAGUCUCGGACGACUGCACCCUCGGGUCGGAGAGACCCUCAAAAACCUAGCUGUGCUCAGUUAUGAAGAGGGAGACUUCGAGAAGGCUGCGGAAUUGUACAAGCGAGCCAUGGAGAUAAAGGAGGCGGAGCCAUCUUUGGUUUGCGGUAAAGCCCCAUCACAUCACUCAUCCAGCGGAGACACAUUUAGUUUACGAAGCCCCGGCCUGCCUCAUACCACAAGGUGACACCUGUCCUUUCAAACAUAACUAAGGCUAUACAUUUGAACAAAAGGACUACUCGAGGUACAAACAUGGGUAGUCUGGGACUAGGCUCAAACCCUGUCCGGGAAACUGCCCUAUAGGGUAAUAAGGGUUCAAACUAAACAUUUCAGGAUUGUGGCCAUUCAUAAGGAGGUAUAUCAGUAUAAAGUAUAUCAGCAUGCCAUUAUCAUUUUAAGUGUACUCGUGUUAACAUGACAGUGUUAUUGAAUAUCUAUACAAUGCAAAAAUGUUGUUUUAGAACUUGCAGUUUCUUGCAUGUUUCUUUAAUAUACAAUGAAUGAGUGUAAUAUUUUAUAAAUAUUAAAUGUAUUAUUAAUUAUGCAAAUAUUAGUUGAGAAGUAUAUUUAUCAUUUCAUACAGUGUCAGUGUUAGCUCUAAUUGUAUUCUUCCUAUGCAGUUUUUUACAUUACUGUACAAAUAAAGGGAUCAAAUAUGGUCUUGGAAACCAUGUUAGAUGCCAAAGGUCAGAUGUGUGGCUAGUUGCAGCAAGCUUUCUGUCACUGCCCCAUUCAGUGAUCAGUCUGAGAAGUAGCUCAGAAUCAUGCCAAAAUCAAUGUAAACAAUGAUGUUUAUCAUUUCAGAAAUGCCAUAAUAUAUGAUUGCACAUUGUGCCAUUGUGACUGACAGGUGAACGUCUACCAUUUGUACCAUUCACCUGCUUUUGUAAAUACUGUCAAAUAUGUGGUAUAGAAUAGCAAUGCAGACUUCCCCUGGCCUACGACCUUCCUUCUGAAGACAGGGUCACACAAACCUGUUGACAAGAUCUUUCUUCUGAUAAACUUUGAGGGUGACCAAUAUUAAUAACAUGAAAUUUGGAGAUACAAGGUUUCCGCCGAACACUCAAACAGUGACUAUAUUUAUGUUUAGUUGUUUUUAGAGUAUACAGUUUUUUUGUCUUCAUAGUUAAAUAUCAUUAAUGUGAUUAUACCAUCAGUCAGUUUACAUUGAAGGAUAAGUGAUACAUUAAUAUUAUGAAACCAUGUAUGUGAAUGAAGGAUAAAUGAUAUUAAUAUUAUGAGACUACGUAUGUGAAUAAACACAGGGGAAAUGCAAAGUUCUCUUCUUUCUGAAUAUAUAAGCAGAUAUUUUAACAUAUUAAAUUGAAAGUUGCAUUGCA
Messenger RNA from Triplophysa dalaica, 6757 nucleotides. It is a transcript of the gene nphp3, whose product is annotated as nephronophthisis 3. The record is from RefSeq and is a predicted model, not a curated record. NCBI's taxonomy places the organism in Eukaryota, Metazoa, Chordata, Actinopteri, Cypriniformes, Nemacheilidae. The transcript is spliced from 27 exons. Gene Ontology annotation, molecular function: protein binding. Gene Ontology annotation, biological process: kidney development; convergent extension; determination of left/right symmetry. Bases 1624 to 5604 code for a protein of 1326 amino acids.